Molecule: messenger RNA, 738 nt
Organism: Plenodomus lingam JN3
Lineage: Eukaryota; Fungi; Ascomycota; Dothideomycetes; Pleosporales; Leptosphaeriaceae
Source: RefSeq, a predicted model, not a curated record
AUGCCAGAUUGGCCCGCUAACACAGUUCCUUCUACCCAAGACUCCUCAAUGCAGCAAUCUACCACCGGUCAAUCAUCAAAUGAUGAUCAGCCAGACCAACCGCCAGACGAAGUUCGCAUGCGAGAAGAGCGAGCAAAGCAAGCAGAAAUCCUUCGGGAAGAACUUGCCCUGGCUCGCAAAGAGCAAGCAUUUGUUGCCCAAAGACGUAUGAAUCUCGAACUGUUAGAUAUGCUGAAACGCCCCGCCAAACUAAAAUCUAAACCGUCGGCGAAAGGCAUCGGCCUCUACACGCAUAUCGAAGGCGUUAGUAAGCCCCCAAUGUUGACUCACGAAAGGCCUGCAAAGGGCGAGCCUGAAUUUCUACCCAUUGGCGGCCCAAAAAUAGUGAUCAGAAAUGGUCCAAGAAGCUCUGCGCUAGACGACGAUGUGGCAAGGCUGUGGAAUGAGGUUCAGAGGGUUGUGAGAACGGAAGAAGCCUUCUGCAAACAAAACGAAUCAAGUCCUGAUGAGUUGAACCAGCGAUAUGCUGCAUUGGAGGUCCCAGAUCCCACCCCGCAAGCACAUAUCGAGAGGCCGACACAAGAAACCCAGGUGCAGCAGCAAGACGUUGAAAUGCAAGAUGAUAUGAUGUUGCAAGAAGGAAACUCAGGGCCCGCUCUCAGCGGUGUUAGUAGUACUACAAUCCCGACUGCGAACAUUUAUGAACCUAGCCGAGAUCCAAGAUUACAGCGACGUUGA